Messenger RNA from Dracunculus medinensis (Guinea worm), 432 nucleotides. The record is from the annotation of a GenBank genome assembly. NCBI's taxonomy places the organism in Eukaryota, Metazoa, Nematoda, Chromadorea, Rhabditida, Dracunculidae.
AUGGCUCUAUUAAUCAUUUUAAAUUUGUCCAAAUGGUCGAAUAAAUUGAUUUUGUUGAAUUUAUCGCCGAUUUUUACAGAAUUUGAAAAUGCAGAUACGCUUCUUGUCUCGGAAGUGUUUCUUUUAUUAGACCAUCGGCGAGAACAAACUGAGCACAAGGAAGAGAUCGAUGAAGUGAAUGAAGUUUUUGUUAAAACUUUGAAUUACACGAGGAGAAUGGCGCGCUUCAAAAAUCGGGAAACAAUUCGAGCUGUUCGGACUUUAUUAAAUGGAAAGCAAUUACAUAGAUUUGAAGUAGCACAGAUUGCCAAUCUUUGUCCAGAAGCUGCUGAAGAAGCUAAAGCACUUAUUCCAAGUUUGGAAAAUAAAAUGGAGGAUGAUGAGUUGGAUGAAUUGUUAAAAGAUAUACAAAGCAAGAAGACCUUUCAGUAA